GUCGCGAUGGAUCACUUCACCGGAGCGCAACGUGCAUUCUGCAUUAAACAUUAUUACAUUUGUUUCGAUGUGAGUUUGGAUAACAUGACAUAAAUCAGUGUCCGAAGUGUAAUUCGAUCGUGGGUCAGAAAGUUGGAAGCACUGGUUCGACUCUCAAUCAGAAGCCUACAGGACACGCCCAAGAUCAACAAGAACAGAAGACACAAUUGAACAAGUUAGAGCUUCAGUUCAACAUAAUCCUGGUCUUUAGACUCGUAAGCGAUCAGCCGAACUUGUGGUAUCCAGAACAUCUUUGCGUUGCAUUUUGUCGAAAGAUCUGAAAUUACAUCCGUAUAAAAUUCAACAUGUGCAUAAAUUACAGCAAAAUGAUUUAAUAUUCUGUUCUUCUACGAAGCCCAUUUUCACUUAAAUGGGCAUGUCAAUAGACAGAAUUGCCGUUACUAGGCUGCAAAGAACCCACGUGCAAAACAUCAAAAGCCACUGUAUUCGUCGAAAGUAACGGUUUGAGCGGCCAUAUCAGCGCAUGGAAUUAUCGGACCCUAUUUCAAAAUCAAUAGGGGCAAUCUGUCACUGUGAAUUCUGAACUAUACGUAGCCAUGUCAAGGGAUUUUUUUCUUUCCGCAACUGCAACAAUUUGAAGUUUAUAAUCGUACGACAUGGUUUCAACAAAAUGUCAAUAUAUCAUAUCCAAUAUAUUUACCCACGAGUCGCCACUGAUCUACAACCAUGAAAUAAUGGAAAUCAAUUUUUAGGUAAACAAACAAACUACAAAUAGCAAUUCGUCGUGGCAACAACGAUACUUAUGUUUAGGAGACACAACUGAUUGUGAUCGCUAAGUAGAAUUUAGACGAAGUGCCUUUGCAGUAUUAUAUGUUAGCAGAUAUUGCACGAACGAAUGUUACGGAUAUAGUAAAAUGUUAUUCAAAAUCUAGUUAGAACAAAAAUGAAUAUAUUGGAGUUGCAGCAAAUUUUGGAAAUUUGUGUACUCUUUAUUAAACUAAAAAUCCAAGCUUUCUGGAAGUGUUCUUUCCAUCAGCAGGGAAACUACAAUAUAAGUGGAGUGGAGAGUGUGGACUAAGCACGUGAAAUCACCUUUACCUGGUUUGGAGCGAACAAGAGCUCUAGGGGAAAGGUAGGUUGGGGGACGCCCCUAGUACCCUUAUCGGUCGAUCACAAGAUCGGUUGACCAGUGGACGUUUACCUUUAUGAGGAUAAGUCUAAAAACAUGAAUUUGAUGAGUAGAACAGCUAAAUUAUUUCAAAAGAAAAGCCUAAGAUACCCCCAAAAAAGGACAAAACACGACCACACAGGAAGGCACGUACCUUUAACGCAAUUAUCAAAAGAUGAACGUGACUUGCAGGAAAAUGUUGCGAAAUUUGCUAGAACUAGCAUAGCGCCAUAUGUAAGAGAAAUGGAAAAAGAUGGUGAAAUCAAACAAUCUGUUAUAGAUGCUUGUUUUAAAAAUGGAUUGUUCGGACUAGGAAUUGAUGAAAAAUAUGGUGGAAUAGGAUCAGACUUCAUGAGAAGUAUAAUUGCGAUAGAACAAAUAGCAAAAGUAGAUCCUGCAGUUUCUGUACCAAUUGACAUUCAAAUUACUUUAGUCAAUACUAUAUUAAUGAAAUUAGGUACUGAAGAACAGAAACGGAUGUAUUUACCACGUUUAGCAAACGAUACCAUAGGUGCUUUUGCACUAUCAGAACCCACAUCUGGUUCUGAUGCUUUUGCCAUGAAAACAUUGGCCAAGAAAGAUGGUUCAGAUUAUAUUUUAAAUGGAACAAAAAUGUGGAUUUCGAGCGCUGGUAUAGCUGGACUCUUUAUUGUUAUGGCUAAUGCUGAUCCAUCUAAAGGAUACAAGGGAAUCACUUGUUUUAUUGUUGAGAGAGAUAGCCCUGGUUUGACUGUCGGAAAGCCCGAAAUCAAGUUGGGUAUUUGUGCUUCUGGUACUCAUCCAGUCCAUUUUGACAAUGUCCGAGUCCCUGAAAUAUCAAUAUUGGGAGAAGUAGGUCAAGGCUACAAAAUAGUCGCUGGUUCGUUAAAUGAGGGAAGAAUAGGCAUUGCAGCACAGCAAUUGGGCAUAGCUCAAGGUUGUUUAGAUGCUACCGUCCCUUAUACAUUAGAAAGAAUCCAAUUCAAACAACCUAUUUUUAAUUUUCAAGGUUUACAAUACCAGAUAGCAAAAAUAGCAACUCAUAUUGAAUGUGCAAGACUGUUAACUUACAAUGCUGCUAGGCUAGUGGAAUCAAAAACAGAUUUUUUGAAGCAAGCUUCAAUGGCUAAAUAUUAUUCAGCAGAGGUUGCCCAGCACACAUGUACUAAGUGCAUCGAUUGGUUGGGAGGUGUUGGAUUUACAAAAGCAUUUAUACAAGAAAAAAUGUAUAGAGAUUGUAAGAUUGGAAGUAUAUAUGAAGGUACUUACAAUAUACAGAUGAAUACUAUAGCGAAAUGUAUAGAGAAAGAAUAUAAAAAUAUGUAAUAAAUAAUUUUCAAAAACA
Diorhabda carinulata is the source of this 2492-nucleotide messenger RNA. RefSeq names its product short/branched chain specific acyl-CoA dehydrogenase, mitochondrial-like. The record is from RefSeq and is a predicted model, not a curated record. Gene Ontology annotation, cellular component: mitochondrion. Gene Ontology annotation, molecular function: flavin adenine dinucleotide binding; acyl-CoA dehydrogenase activity. The transcript has 5 exons. Bases 1226 to 2473 code for a protein of 415 amino acids. Lineage: Eukaryota; Metazoa; Arthropoda; Insecta; Coleoptera; Chrysomelidae.